UUGUUGUUGUUAACGUGAAAAAAUUGGCUGGUCGACGACUGCCGCUGCUGGCGAGGUGCGCGGUCGAAGUUCUUGUAGACUGCUCUUGCCGUGCGCGUCGCCUCGACGUGUGUUGUGAUCGCGUUUCCAUAAAAAAAAAUAUAGGUAAUGACAUUAUUUUAACGCUCUCGUGUCCGCACCAGCUCACCGAUUGCCGAUCAUUGUUACCAUUAUUAUUAUCGCUAUUAUCGUUGCGUUUGCCGUUACGUACAAAAACGACCGCGCAUUCGUGCAAUGUUACAAUUUCACAGUCGUUAUAUUUUGUAAAGCCGAUACCCCUUUGACGGUACCUGCUCUUGGUUUUUUAAUUUUAUUCUCCGCCUGGUAGGUAGGGACUCACUACGUAUUCGAUUCGCGAUUGUCGUCGUCGGUCGAUCGAUAUGCCUUCAAUCGCUUGAUCCGUCGUCCUCGCGAGAAUUCCCAUCGGUUUUCGGACUCGAUCUGACGCAGAGAAAAAUGGACUUAAGCGGUUGCGUUGUUGGAGCUCAAACCAGUGGUGGAUCUAGUCAGAUUUAGAAAACUACGGGUCAUCCAACGUCAAUAGUUUUUAAUUUGACCCAUCAAGAGAGUAAUGUUCUGAAGCUAAGAGGGGCCACUAGCAUUUAGUAGAUCUAGGUACCUAUUAAAAUCAUAUAUCACUAUAGAUUUGCUGACCUCCUCAACCCCUCCAUAGAUCCACCACUGAUUGAAACCCAAAUUGUCACUGGUUUGAAACAUUUGGUGAGAAUAAUUCAAUAUGCUGAUCAAGGAAUACCGUAUACCGCUCCCUCUCAGUGUGGAAGAGUACAGAAUUGCUCAGCUUUAUAUGAUAGCUAAAAAAAGUAGAGAAGAGAGCAAAGGAGCUGAUAGUGGAGUUGAAAUAUUAGUUAACGAACCUUAUGAAGGUGGCCCUGGUGGUGAUGGAAAUACUAGUGGUGGACAGUAUACAAGAAAAAUUUAUCAUGUUGGGAGCCACUUACCAGGCUGGUUUAAAGGACUAUUACCAAAGUCAGCAUUAUCUGUUGAAGAAGAAGCAUGGAAUGCUUAUCCAUACACAAAAACUCGAUACACUUGCCCAUUUGUAGAAAAAUUUUCAUUAGAAAUUGAAACCUAUUACUAUCCCGAUAAUGGAACUCAUGAUAAUGUUUUCAAAAUGUCUCAAAGUGAAGUUCGAAAUGUUUCUGUUGAUAUAAUAGACAUAGUGAAAGACCAAUUAUAUGGGGCAGAUUACAUUAAAGAAGAAGAUCCAAAAUCUUAUGUAAGUGAUAAAACAGGUAGAGGCCCACUAUCAGAAAAUUGGAUAUCAGAAUACUGGAAAGAAUGUCAAAAUAAAAGUAUGCCCACAUCGUCAGGAAAAUCUAUUAUGUGUGCAUACAAAUUGUGCAAAGUAGAAUUUCGUUAUUGGGGUAUGCAAACAAAAAUUGAAAAAUUCAUUCAUGAAGUUGCUCUGAGAAAAACUAUGGUUCGAGCACAUCGUCAAGCAUGGGCAUGGCAAGAUGAAUGGGUAAAUCUAACCAUGGAUGAUAUACGUCAGAUUGAGCGUCAAACUCAAGAAGCUCUUAAACGAAAAAUGGGUAGUAGUAGCAGUGACUCUGAGAUUUGUGAAGGAAAUAACACUGUAGAUGAUACAAAAACUUCCACUAAUUUAGCUGCCACUAUGGGUAGUAUAGAGAAAAGUGAUCUAGAAGUAGCCACACCUGUUACAUCAAAACGAAUGCAAGAUCCAACCCUAUAUUCUCCAGCACCAUGUGUUUCUAGCAGUUCUGAUACCAUAUCAAGUAGUGUUCAACAAUCAUCAAGCAUGCGAAUACCUGUGAAAAAGAAUUGGCAUAAUCCAAAAUCACAAGUACCUUCACCAGGGUCUACUCAAAGUUUUGAUACUGCUCCUAAUUGGAGAAUGGAAAGUUUGAUUCGAGAUUCAGAUUCAGAUCUGAGUAAUGACGAUGAAUUUUUUGACUGUCAAGAAACAUUACCGACUUCAGAAAUUGUUUCUCUCUCUAAAUGGAGUUCCUUAACAAUACUUAAUGAACAAGAAUAUGAUUCAUCCAGUAUUCCUGACAAAGAAGAAGAUAGUAUAUUUUCUCCUACAUAUAAAAAGUCUUCUCCUUUCAUUCAGCGUGGUCACAGUGUUGACACAUGUCCAGGUUCUCCAGUAAUUGGUAAAGAAAAUAACUGUCAAAUAAGUACACUUUUGAUGAUUAUACAUUCUGGUAGUGUUCUAGAUGCUAAUUCUGAUAUAAUGGCAAAGAAAUCAGAUUUCACUACAUUUAGGGGAGCAUUUGAAUCAGUAAUGCGACAACACUACCCAAGUAUGAUUGGUCAUGUUGCGAUGAGACUUAUUCCUUGUCCGUCUAUAUGUGCUGAAGGACUUAGUGUAUUAUCAAAGUUGAGUCCUUACAGUUUUGAUGUAUCUCCGUCUGGUAUAGAAUGCACAAAUAUUACACAUGAUUCCGUCCCAAUAGGUGCUAUUCCUAUACUAGCAGGUUGCUCGCAUGAUUAUAAAGACAUAGUAUCUAAUGUUAUCCGUAUGGCAAAUCAAGUAUAUCGAGAGUUUAUAAAGUCAGACGAAGGCUUUGGAUUUAAUGGCCGAGUUUAUUUUAUAGGAGAUUCUAUGGGAUCUGUAAUAGGAUAUGAUGCUUUGUGUAGAAGUCCUGAUUCUCAUUCGUCACACGAUGCAAGUAGACAUAGCACUCCAGAACAUGUGCCGAAAAAAAAUGACAAUGAUGAUUGCACUUCCCUAGGGAGUAUGGACUCUUCUUUUAAGGUUUUAGUUACUCCACCAGUUAGAAGAAGAUCAUCAUCCACAAGUGACAGUAAUGUAUGCCUGGACUUCGAAGUUAACGAAAUGUUUAUGUUUGCAUCUCCGUUGUCACUUGUAUUAGCAUUUAGGAAAAUUUCAGCACAUAAAUAUGAUAAGUCAACUUCAAUUCAACGUCCAGCAUUGCAACAAGUUUACAAUUUAUUUCAUCCAUCUGACCCUAUCGCAUCUAGAUUAGAACCACUAAUUUCUGCAAAAUUUUCAAUUCUGCCACCUGUUAACAUACCUCGAUAUCAAAAAUAUCCUCUUGGAACAGGACAACCAUACUAUUUAUUAGAAGCAGUGCAAACAAAUCCGCAAUUGUUUACCGAACACAAUCAUGCCAGGCGUACGUCUGAAGCAAGUAUUCUGAGUACAGUUUCUGGGAUAGGUGAUACACUUCCAAUUCAAGCAAUAAAUAAAUUGACAAAAAAAUGGUGGGGUUCUAAGAGAUUGGACUAUGCUUUGUAUUGUCCUGACGGAUUGUCAAAUUUCCCCACAAAUGCUUUGCCUCAUAUAUUUCAUGCUAGCUAUUGGGAAUCCUCAGAUGUCAUUGCAUUUAUUUUAAGACAAUUUGCUAUAUUUGACUAUAAUAGUUCGAUUGGAAAUGAGGAAAAGGAACUGGCUACUUUUAGCCCCAGUCAACCUAGAGAAAAAUGGCAGCGUAAAACGACUUUCAUUAAGAUAAAAAACUCUACUGCAAGCCAUCGAGCAAAUGAUGUAAUAAUUCGAGAAGGUUUGCCACAGAUAAUUAGUGCUCGUUUUAUUUAUGGACCAUUUGAUAUGUUUUCAUUGGCUGGGGAAAAAGUUGAUAUCCAUAUUAUUAGGGAACCUGGUAAUGGUGAAUGGACACAUUUAACUACAGAAGAUUCAGAUAAAAAUGGACGAGUCACCUAUACAAUACCAGAAAAUAAAUCUCUUGGAUUUGGAAUAUAUCCAGUUAAAAUGGUUGUUAGAGGAGAUCAUACAAGUGUAGAUUUUCUGUUAGCUAUUGUUCCAACUCAAACAGAAACCGUUGUAUUUAGCAUAGAUGGAUCAUUUUCUGCCAGUGUCUCUGUUACUGGCCGUGACCCAAAAGUUCGACCAGGCGCUGUUGACAUAGUGAGACACUGGCAAGAAUUGGGCUAUUUAAUAGUCUACAUUACGGGAAGACCAGAUAUGCAACAACAACGCGUUCUGUCAUGGUUGAGUCAACAUAACUUUCCUCAUGGACUAGUUUCGUUUGCCGAUGGUCUUUCUACAGACUUCCUCGCUCACAAAAUCACAUAUCUCAAAAGCCUUGUGCAGGAUCAUAAAAUGAUAAUUCAUGCGGCCUAUGGAAGUAGUAAAGAUAUUUCUGUCUACAGUGCAUUGGAUCUGAAACCAAAACAAAUAUUUAUCAUAGGCAAAGUGGGUCGUAAACAUCACUCAAUGGCAACUGUGUUGAGCGAUGGUUAUGCUGCACAUUUAUCAGCCUUACAGUGUCACGGAGGAUCUAGGCCAGCUCAAGGAAAUGCUCGGAUGCUUUUGACGACUUCAAGAGGACGCUUUGGACAUAACGCUUCAAUGAGGCGUAGAAGAUCUGCAAAAAGGACGACAUCGUUUCCGAUUUGUUCGAUGACCAGAUCCACGAGCAGUAAAAGAUAUGAUAACCUUUGAUGUUGUUCUUGGUCGUGUUUUCAACACCAUUCCUCAGAUGGUUCCUGAUGACAGCGGCGUAAAUUAUGUCUGUGUGCAUUUAUCAAAAAAAUUGUUACUGUAUGAUUGUUGUAAGCUGUUGUCAUUAUUGUUGUUUUUGUUGUCUUUUGAAACUAUAAUAUUCCUCACUAUUAUUGUCUCAUUGUCUUUUGUCUUAGGUUCUUUGUAUGUACAUUUUUAUGUAUUGUUACCAAUCUAGCACAUUCCUAUUUUUUAUUGAUUUUAUUAUUUUCAUUCUCCAUACUGUCCAUUAUAUUUUAUAAAUAUUAAUCAUUUCCAUUUUAUUAUUAUUUUUUAAUUGUACUAUUAUAUUUGUACAGAUUUUAUUUUAUUAAAUGUUGAGAUCUUGUAUCUUACCAAUCAUCAAAAAGGCUGUGCCGAGCAUAUUGACAAUGUUCAGUACAAAAUCUAGGCUGCUAAUAUUAUUGCCUUUAAAUAAUAUAUUAUUUUAUUUGUUAAUAUUAUUGUUUCUAUCAUUUUGUUUUAUGUUUUAACUGUUACUUCUUGUCUUAAUUGGUUAACUCAUAAUCAAUAUUAAACUCAUUUAAAGUCAUAUUUUCUAGUCAAGUGUUGAUCAAACAAAAUUAUCUAUUUUU
Molecule: messenger RNA, 5088 nt
Organism: Myzus persicae (green peach aphid)
Lineage: Eukaryota; Metazoa; Arthropoda; Insecta; Hemiptera; Aphididae
Gene: rdgB
Product: protein retinal degeneration B
Exons: 26
Coding region: 776-4453 (1225 amino acids)
Biological process (GO): phospholipid transport
Cellular component (GO): cytoplasm
Molecular function (GO): phosphatidylcholine intramembrane carrier activity; metal ion binding; phosphatidylcholine binding
Source: RefSeq, a predicted model, not a curated record